AUGGGCCCCUCGACGAUGGGGCCCACAAGAACUGUGUCGUGGUGGCUUCUUGUGGUGACCAACCUGUGUUCCGGCGGAGCUGUUUUCGAUAAGCCUAAAUACAGAGGUCUAUACACAAACGAACUCUCGGAAGCCCACGAAACGAUACCAAUAAAAGUCAAUGAAAACGGUGACCAUCUAUCCCACAAUCUUACUCAUCACUUUUCCGACUACGAUGAGCCAGUAAGAUUCAAUUUAACGAUCUUCGAGCACGACCACCAUCUAAUCCUUAGUCCCAGUAAUGAGUUUUUGGCUCCAAACGUUUACAUAGAAUGGAGGAAGCCGGACAGGCACGUGAGAAAAAAACCAACAAAUACUUUUUGUCACUAUCAAGGAUUUGUUCAUGGCGAUAGCAUGAGUCGGGUGGCGAUUUCCGCUUGCAAUGGACUGGCUGGUAUGAUUCAAACGCAGCAUGGCAAAUACUACGUUGAACCAGCCUACCAUGCUGAAAAAUCCGUCAGUCCUGGCCAUAAGCAUUUAAUAUUCAAACGAUCAGCAGUAAUAAACAGCAUGCCUGAAACUGUGUCAACUAAAAAGAAGAGGAAAAAGAAACGAAAGAAAUAUCACCACCAAUCCAGCUGUGGAACAAGAGAACCAAAAAAAUUUACAGAAAUCGAAUGGCAGAAGCAGCUAGGCAAAAUCCGAGUCCAAGAACGAAAACACAAAAACAACAAAUCGCAAAACAAAGUUAAAAUACGAAACGUAAAACAAUCACAAUUGAAGAAACUAAAAUACAAACUCGUAAAUUCUGUAAGGCAAAAGAGGUCCGUUAGUCAGCCACAUUUUGUGGAGACUGCUAUAGUUGCUGAAGCUAGUAUGGUAGAGUUUCACCAGGAUGGUGACAUUGAAACCUAUAUUUUGACUUUGAUGAAUAUGGUUUCAGCAUUUUAUCAGGAUCCAACUAUUGGCAACUUCAUUAAAGUAGCAGUAGUCAAAAUUAUACUUCUAGACGAUUCAUCUAAUGAACCCGAAUUUAAUGCUACUACAAAUGCUGACGUGACUUUGAAAAACUUUUGUAAAUGGCAAAAGGAUUUAAACCCCAAAGAUGAUUCGCAUCCUCAUCAUCACGAUGUUGCAAUAUUAUUAACCAGGAAAGAUAUUUGUGCAAAAAGCGAUCAUCCGUGUGGAACCUUGGGCGUAUCCCAUAUUGGUGGUAUGUGUAAAUUAUCGAGAAGCUGUAGCGUAAAUGAAGAUAAUGGGAUUACCUCUGCGCACACGAUUGCUCAUGAAAUGGGACACAAUUUUGGUAUGCUGCACGACACUGAAAAAAUCGGAUGCAAGAGGAAGGUGGGAAAUAUAUUGCACAUUAUGGCACCAGCUCUUGAAGCAGAUGCGGUCCAAGCAAUUUGGUCAAAUUGCAGCCGAAGAGAAGUUACAAACUUUCUAGAUAAAGGAUUAGGCAAAUGUCUUCAAGAUAAACCAGAGCCAAUUGAAGAAUAUCAGUAUCCAGAUUUACCAGCUGGUGCUAUGUAUAAUGCCAAUUACCAAUGCAGAUUUCAAUUUGGUACAACAGAUGCUACAGUUUGCUCGCCUCUAGAUGACAUAUGCUCAAGACUUUGGUGUACAAUAAAUGACGCUUGCACGACUUUGUUGAGACCAGCUGCUCCUGGCACAAACUGUGGAAAGCACAAGUGGUGCCAAGAUCAAAAAUGCGUCCCAAUAAUGGAUCCACCAACACCAAUAGACGGAGGCUGGGGCGAAUGGAGCAGCUGGUCAGAAUGUUCCAGAACAUGCGGAUCAGGUGUGUCGAUUAUGAGCAGAGAAUGUGAUCAUCCUAUGCCCACAGCUGGAGGAAAAUUUUGCGUUGGUGAAAGAAAAAGGUACAGAAUUUGUAAUACUGAUCCAUGUCCAGAAGGUGAGCCUACUUACAGAGCUUUGCAGUGUAGCUGGAACAACAACAAGACCUAUGAAGGGAAAUUGUACGAGUGGCAGCCUUAUUUUGAUCAAGCUGAUCCAUGCCAACUUUACUGUAGCGAUGCAAACGAAACUCUCAUAGUCCCGUGGGGAGACUAUGCAGCUGAUGGCACGCCUUGCAAUGUUGUAUCCCGAGACGUAUGCAUUUCCGGAAUAUGUAAGCAAGUCGGAUGCGAUUGGGUCGUAGACUCCACUGCUAGAGAGGACGAAUGCGGAAUCUGCCAAGGCGAUGGCACCAAAUGCGAUAUAAUCGCCGGAGAAUACAAAAAACAGAGCAGUUAUCCAGGAUACAGAGAAAUCGUUGUUAUACCCAGAGGAGCAAGAAAUAUUAGAGUUGCUGAAAAUGAUCAAUCUGAAAAUUAUAUUGGGAUUGAGAAUGCUUUGGAGAAGAAGUCAUAUUUAAAUGGGAAAAGGCACAUAACAUUACCUGGAGAAUAUAAUGUGGCUGGGGCACAAGCGCUUUAUGAAAGGGAGCAUAAUUUGGAGAAAAUUAGGAUUCCUGGACCAAUACAAGAACCUAUUUUAGUAUCGAUUUAUUUCAGAGGUAAAGUCUAUAAUCCUGGAGUUGUAUGGAAAUAUUCAAUCUGGAAACCCGAAGUAACUAAACAAGUCAAAUACUCGUGGAUAAUGGAGGAAUGGUCACAAUGUUCUGCUACUUGUGGGGGAGGUACGCAGCAUAGGGAGCCUCUUUGCCAAGAAAGCACAGUGUCACCAGUAGCUUCUGAUCUGGAAAGUCCCAGUAUUGUAGCUGAGGAAAUGUGCGACGACAUGGACAGACCGGAAAAGAUGGAACGAACGUGUAAUGACGAUCCGUGUCCUUACAAAUGGUGGGUGGGUCCUUGGCAAGCUUGUCCUGUUACUUGUUAUGAUGGGGGUAAGAAACCAAUGAGAAGACGAAGCGUCAUGUGCAUGGACUUACAGGAAACCGCUUUACCGGACCAAUAUUGUGACAGGGGCGCCAAACCUCACGAGUACGAACCUUGCAGAAGAUUGUUGCCUUGUGAGGCAUACGAAUGA
Ceutorhynchus assimilis (cabbage seed weevil) is the source of this 2970-nucleotide messenger RNA. The record is from the annotation of a GenBank genome assembly. NCBI's taxonomy places the organism in Eukaryota, Metazoa, Arthropoda, Insecta, Coleoptera, Curculionidae.